This is a messenger RNA of Eurytemora carolleeae, 825 nucleotides long. Its product is annotated as protein ABHD11. The transcript has 7 exons. Bases 1 to 825 code for a protein of 274 amino acids. Gene Ontology annotation, cellular component: mitochondrion. The record is from RefSeq and is a predicted model, not a curated record. NCBI's taxonomy places the organism in Eukaryota, Metazoa, Arthropoda, Copepoda, Calanoida, Temoridae.
AUGGAUUCAAACAGACAUUUUUCCCCUCUUCUCAUCUGUCACGGGAUGCUAGGCUCAAGGCAUAAUUGGACGUCAAUGGCAAAACAGAUUCAUAAGAAGACUGGUAGAAGAGUUUUAACAGUAGAUGCUAGAAACCACGGAGAUUCACCUCACACAGAUACAAUGUCAUAUCCGCUUAUGGGAAGUUCUGAAAUUAAAUACUUUAUUCUUAAGGAUUUAAAGCUUGGUCCUGUUGUGAGUAUAAUGGGGCACAGUAUGGGUGGACGCACAGCAAUGAUGCUCUCAAUGCUAGAACAACAGAUUGUGAAGAUUGACCGUGUGGUGAUAGUUGAUAUAUCCCCUGUCAACCAGAAGUUUGAUGUAACCAGCAGCAAUGAAUGGAAUAUGGAACAUUAUUUUCAUUGUCUCAAGAAUGUAACCUUUGAUCAAUCCAUGAAAAUAUCGGAGGCCCGGAAAUUUGCUGAUACGCAGUUAAGUUUACGCAUUCCUGACGCAGCACUGCGCUCCUGGCUUCUCAUGAAUAUGCGUCAGGAUUUUAAAACACGUGAAAUAGGAUGGAGAAUAAACAUUGACGGAAUCCAUGCCGCGUUUAAAUCUGAAAUUGCAACUAUUAAAUUCACCGAAAACUGUGUACCGCUGUAUCCUGGACCCAGUUUGUUUGUCGGUGGCGCAGAUUCAGAAUAUAUCCCUUUAUCUGAUCACGAGGAGAUCAGGGAACGCUUUCCUGAAGCAAUAUUCAAAUAUGUUCCUGGCGCUGGUCACUGGGUUCACUCUCAGAAACCAGCUGAGUUCCUGAAUACCAUUCUACCAUUCCUGAAGGAAUAG